AUGUCCUCUUCUUCAUCAAGCAAUGCUUUUGAAGAUGGCAAAUACAAAACAAAUCUCUUAACCAUAAACUCAUCAUCUCGCUGCUGCAAAACGACACCGUCUCCGCCGCCGCCGAAGCAGCUGUUGGUGGCGACGCCGGUGGAGGAAGGAGAAUAUCCGGUGGUGAUGCUCCUCCAUGGUUACCUUCUCUACAACUCUUUUUACUCUCAGCUUAUGUCGCAUGUCUCUUCUCAUGGCUUCAUCCUCAUCGCUCCUCAGUUAUAUAGCAUCGCCGGACCGGAUACGACGGACGAGAUAAAAUCAACGGCGGAGACUAUUGAUUGGUUAUCCGUCGGACUAAAACACUUUCUUCCACCACAAGUAACGCCAAACCUAACCAAACUCGCACUAGCGGGCCACAGCCGUGGUGGCAAAACCGCUUUCGCGGUUGCCCUAGAGAAAUUCGGAUACUCCCCGUAUCUAAAAAUCAAGACAUUGAUCGGUAUAGAUCCGGUAGAUGGAAUGGCCAAGGGGAAACAAACCCCUCCUCCGGUUUUAACCUAUGAACCAAACUCAUUUGAUCUCAACAAAAUGCCUGUCCUAGUGAUCGGUUCGGGGCUCGGCGAAACUGCACGGAACCCGUUGUUCCCGCCGUGUGCACCUCUCGGAGUGAACCACCGUGACUUCUUCCGGGAAUGUCAAGGUCCAGCGUGGCAUUUUGUGGCGAAGGAUUAUGGGCAUUUGGACAUGCUUGAUGAUGAUACAAAAGGGAUUAGAGGUAAGAGUUCUUAUUGUUUGUGUAAGAAUGGUGAAGAGAGAAGACCAAUGAGGAGAUUUGUUGGUGGAAUUGUUGUGUCGUUUUUGAAGGCUUAUUUGGAAGGAGAUGAUUGUGAAUUGGUCAAGAUCAAAGAUGGGUGUCACGAGGACCUUCCUGUUGAAAUCCAAGAGUUUGAGGUUACUAUGUAA
This is a messenger RNA of Arabis nemorensis, 945 nucleotides long. Lineage: Eukaryota; Viridiplantae; Streptophyta; Magnoliopsida; Brassicales; Brassicaceae. The record is from the annotation of a GenBank genome assembly.